UUCUUAUCUCAGGUGGACAUGGCCUGCAGGGGUCGCACUCCACCCAGGGGCCUGGCCUGGGCCCUGCAACUGACCCUGGCAUGGAUCCUGUUGGGGGCUUAUGGAGGGAGCCACCCACUCCCAGCUAGGUCCCAGAGACACCAUAGGCUGGUAGCCAAUCUGGGCAAAGGCCAGCUGCACCUGGCAGGUAAGCAUUGUCCCUCAGAGAUGGACACACCAUUGGCUUUGGGCCCUGGGAUCAUCCCGGAGCGCUGUGUGGAGCUGAGCCCAGGGUGCGAAUCCUUCCUGGGACACCUCCAAGUUGCCCUCCGCAGUCGCUUCCACCUGCUGCUAUUGGGGGUACGCCAGACGCAGCCGCUCUGCUCAGAGCUCUGCGAUGCCUGGUUUUCCACCUGCGAAAGUGAUAUCACCUGCAGUCCGACUUGGCUGCCACUCCUAGAAAAGAGGGGUUGCGACCCUGGCUGCACUACCUAUGGGCAGACUUUCGCUGAUGGAACGGAGCUUUGCCUCUCGGUUCUUGGCUACGCGCUACCAGUGGCGGAUCCUGGCUCCAGUAACUGCCUCAACAUUUCCAUCUCGGUGCUACCGGGUCCCAGACUCGGACGAUGGCCCAGGGAAAUCACUUUCCGGCGGUCCCGCCGCCCUCGAACCUCGAUCCUGGACGCUGCGGGCAGCGGGAGUGGCAGUGGAAGCGGCAGCGGCCCCUAGGGGGCGCGUGGCCUUGGAUGGAAGAUGCGCCCCUCCUCUUCACCCCACUCCCACCCUCGCCUCGCCCAGCUCAUGGCACCCAGAGUUCCACUCCUCUCUCCCUGCCUUCUAGUUUCCAGAGUCCUAUCCUUCCUCCUUGGGGCCCCAGAGACUCACCCCUCCCCAGGUUAUUUGAAAAAUAACCCAAUUGUAAUUCGUUUUUUUCCCUCUCGCCC
Messenger RNA from Camelus dromedarius (Arabian camel), 923 nucleotides. It is a transcript of the gene RTBDN, whose product is annotated as retbindin. Gene Ontology annotation, cellular component: external side of plasma membrane. The record is from RefSeq and is a predicted model, not a curated record. The transcript has 5 exons. Bases 19 to 708 code for a protein of 229 amino acids. Gene Ontology annotation, molecular function: signaling receptor activity; riboflavin binding; riboflavin transmembrane transporter activity. Lineage: Eukaryota; Metazoa; Chordata; Mammalia; Artiodactyla; Camelidae.